UUUUUAAAAUAAGUGAUUAGAUAUUUUUACAUAAAUGAGAUGAAAAUAGAAUAUCGUAUAAUAAAUCUUAAUGUAUUCUUUCUACGUUUCAAAACUAUAUUAUAUUAUAAUUUAUCAUAUAUCAGAUUUAAGAACAUGUUUAUCUUUUUAGGUUAGCGAUAAGUUUUAUUUUUUGCGAUGUAGUUAAUCCCGUUGGAUUUUGGCAGACAUUCAUUAUUGUUUUUAGCGCUACGAUCACUGUUUCUUUUACACGGUAUUGUUAUUUUAAACGCAUGUUUUUGAGCGUUGCAUAAUUUUGCGUCUAAUGUAUUUUUGCAAUUGUUAUCUUUCAAGAAAUAAGAAUAUAUAUGUAGCUUCAAAUUGUAUAAUUUACAUUAUGAUAUUGAAUUUGCAACGGCAUAAUUGCAUAAUGAUAAUUUCUUUGAUUAACAAAUUAUUAUCCAUUAUUUUAAAACAAAAGAGACAGUUUCCAUUUAUGAAUAUUGGCGCUAUUAUUAUUGUUAAUUCUUUAUCGAUAUAUAUUUAUUUUACAACAUAUAUCUUCCAUAAUUCACUGAUAUUCUUCGUCGAAAUCGAAGAUACCGUUAACUGAUCGGCAUCGGUGAGCAUCGUUCUUUGGUUCACGCACGUGCAGUCAGAGACACGCCCGUUGACGUUUACAUUCGCUUGUAAAUAAAGAGCGCCUUGCUUUCAGUUGCUGCAAAUAAUCUUAAUACACGCAAUAAAAUAUAAGCGAGAAAAUAUAUGCGUAAUCAUGCGAUUAAAUUACCAAUAGAAAUCAAAUACUAAGCUAUUUAUUUCACGAAAAUUUUUCUAUUCUCAACUCACAUUAGUAACUGUAGAAGUUGUAUAGUGCAAAACAAUUCUAUGUAAUUAUUAUUUUGUAUUACGACUUGUUUCAUGUUAACAAAUUUCAAACUGACGAUUUCAAGUUUCGAAAAAUUAUCAACAAUGCAUUUAAAUAUCGAAAAUAUCAGUGAUAUUAAAAAGAUAAGAAAGAAAAAUAAGUCUUUUAUAAUGAAAUAUGAUAUGAAUCAAAAUGCAUGAUUGUUCGAAUUAUUUGGAACAAUUCCCGAUCGGUGGCAUAGUUUCGAUUCGUUCGACACACGUCCCUAAGAACUAGACACACGUUCGAUGACCAUACAUGUUCAUCCCAAUGACCGGGACCAUACGUGGCGUCCCACAUAUUCACAGUUCCAUCCUACUACCAUAGCGAGGCCGUAUCCAACGGUAUCGGAACGACUCAUUAAAAAUUUAUACGAUGUCCUUGACUUUUUCUCGAUGAUUUUUGUUCUUCUACCAAUUGAUUUAUCGUUAAUAAUCCACGUGUACGAUUCGAAUCAAGUUUCAUCAAAAUUUUACACCUCUUUGCAUCGAAAAAUUAAAUUGUUGCAAUGACGAUUAUCAACGAUAAAUAAUCUUUUUUUUUUUUCAAUCAUUUGAACUUUAAAUUUUAACAACGAGAAUUUGUUCAAGAACGAAAUUAUGCGCGGAAUAAUUGUGAAAUAAUCCAGCUAACAUAACACAAUUGCUAUGUAUCGUGUCAUUCACAUGCGUCAUAUUUAUUCUUAUAUUCAUACGUAUACUAUACAUAGUUUUAAUCUUACAUUACAUACAUAUGUUAUCCACGAAUAGAAUGAAUGUAAUAUUUUUCAUGGUCAUCGAUGAUAUAGAAUCUACAACUUUUCCAAGCGUUCGUAAACUACGUUUGUUCCAGCAAAUGUAUAUCCACAACAUUUCAUUAUGUGUUAAUAAAUUAAUUAUCGACGUUAAAUUAAUUCUUUUUAAAUCAAUUCCGUUUCACAAAUUUGUUCCAUUAAAUGUGAAAAUAAAAGAAUAAAAAUUUCCUUCCUCUUUUAUAUGUAAUCUUCGUAAUGGUAUACGUAAAUAGAAACGAAUUACGAAUGAUUUCAUUAGAAUUAAUUUUAAUGCGUAAUUCUCCUCGAUGAAUCGUAAGAAAGAAACGCAUGAAAAGAUUAUAUUGUUGAAAUUUAAACAUAUAUGUGGAUAAAGUGUUAUCUAUUACUGCUAUUACUAAUUUCACGAAGAUAAGUAUUUCUUAUAUUUGAUAUACGACGUAUAUUCUGCGCGACAUUAAACAAAUAUAUUUAAAGUAUUUUUGGAAAAGUUUCGAAAAAUCAAUGUGUAAUACAUUAUUACUCACAUUAACGCCUCUACAAAUAUUUGAUAAACGGAAAUAUUUGAAGGACAAAAAUAUUAGUUAAUCUAGAGGCGAGCAACGCAAGAUUGCAUAAUUAUCGAUUAUUACCACGAUUGUAAAGUCACUAGGGUCAUAAGUAUCUACGGUGUGUAGGUUGUUCACGAAGCAUAUCGGUUGGUGCAACAAGUUAUUCAGCGAACUCAGUUAACGCACGCAAGAAUCUUAUACGCAAGGACAAGCCGCACCUCGUAAUACACACUAUAGAUUCAAUUCAUAAAAAUUGUCUUUCCGUGUUUAAGAAAGUAUAGUCGAUUAUAUAGGUUAUUUCAUGAAUUUUUCAAUCAAAUUGACAAUUUAUAUUUUCGAUAUUAAUCUUUGAAUUUUGUAACGUGUGCAUUAAUCUCUUUGCAAUCUAAUCUCUUAAGUUUCAAUAUUAUUUCUACUUCAUAUUAUGUUUAUAGACGAUUCAAUCAAUGUCUAAACAAUCUAUUUGAAUUACAAUAACCUGUUUGCAUUAUUCAUCCUUAGUUUUUUUGUUCUUCUUUAUGGAAUGAUGCAAAUCAAUAAAAGUGUAAUUUAUGUAAUGAAAUACACGCGCAACUUAAAUAUAAGCGUGCAAGAAAGUUUGAGAAUGUUAAAAGAAAUAUUUAGAAUACGACGAUACGAAAAUGCGAAUUUUAUGUUAUUUUUUUUUUUUUUUUUUUUUAUUAAAAGUAACUUAAAAUAACUGUUGUACCAGAUAAUUCAGUGAAACGUGUAUUCAUAUAUGAAUAGUCAUUACUUUGACCAUAAAUAUAUAACCUUAUUUAACGCGAUUUACAUUGCUAAUUACACAGCUAUUUCUAUAGCCGAUAUAUGUGUUUCUAUCGUAAUUAUAUGAAUGUGAUAGGAUCGUUGGCUCAUUGAAAUUGCUUAAUUGUUCAACAAAUUGUAAUAUUACAACAAAUAGAUUUUUAGAUAAAAAAAAAAAAGAAAAAAAAAAGAUUUCCAUCGCGAGCGAACGAUAGUCUUUUAAAUAGAAAGAAAUUACAACAUCUCGCAAAGUAGCGUAAAUCCUGAUAGUUUGCCAAUUUGAAUGAGUGGAACGAGCACGGAACGUAUCAAUUUAUGCGAAUCGAUCAAUGUUUCUUUUUCCUUUUUUUUUCUUUUUUUAUGAUUCCCGAUUUCCGGUUGUUCUUAUAUUGUUGUUACAAAAAAUGAAAAACAAAAUUAUUCAUUUCUCGGAAUUUACGAGUCCGAAUAUCAGAGAGAAUUAAACUCGUAGAUAAAACGGGCUAAUCUCGCGUUGUCGAUUACAAAAGUGUUAUUUCUGGAAAGAUUGGAUCAAGCGUGGGACAUCCUGAAAAAUGAUCGUCGUCUUGAAGCGUGCACUUACAUCAUCUUCAACAUAGAUUUAUAAAAAUUCAUCUCGUUGAUUUAAUCAAUGUCUCAUCAUAACGGUAAAUGUUGUUGGUUUAAAUAUUGGGAAUUGGGAUGUUUUGAUCUUCUCUGUGAAUUUUUCUUUUUUUAUAAUUUAUAUCCUGAAUUAAGACACGAUUUAAAAGUUUUUUUUUACCAAUUUCGAACUUUUUAAAUUAUUAUUAGCACAAAUUGUACAAAGCAUUCCUUCAAAUUAUCUCAACUUCGACUAAUUAAGCGGUUUUCUGCAUGCUGCAGAUAUCCGUAUGAUCAUAUUUCACGCGGAUGGAAAGACUCUCGUUGCAAUUUCUGCAUCCGUUUAUAUUCUUUUAUCAGUGCUUCGUUUUCAUUUUCGUACGUUUAUUUUAUAUUGCGCUUAUAUUCUCGAUAGAUUCAAGAUGUAAUUCUUAGUAACCAUGAAUCUAAUUCAUAGCAUUCCAGUGACUUGACUCUUGUUCCUUAUUUUCUUUAAUUACACAUAUUUUCAAUUCAACAAUGAUCUCUUGAAUAUUUAAUUUUAGAAUUUAGAUACAUUUUCUUGAACAUUUUUUCCCCCGCUUCUUCUUAUUAAAACUGAUUUAAAUUUUUCAAAAUAUUUCUGCAUCUCGCUUCCUUUCAAUUUUUAAUUACAUGCGAGCGGACAAGUAUGUAUAUUAAAAGUGGCACGCUAAGGUUACAUGCAGAUCAUUCCCCUACCAUGAAUAAUAAUAUAAGCUAAUAGUAGAACCUCGACCUAUAUUUCCUAACAGCUACUUAUCCUCCUUAAUGUUAUUUUAGGAAUCGUCGUUAUUCCACUUCUCUCAUAGCGAGUGAUGGACAAAUAUUAUUCAAAUAAUAAUGAACGAAAAAAUCUAAACUGUUUUCAAAGGUACGCGAGUCGUUCGAACGAAUGUCUAACUAAUGUUAUUAAAUUGUACAGAUUGUUUGUGGAUUAUUCGAUGUUAGGAAUUCUCUAGUUGAAUGUUUAUCGCGGUCGACGACGUUUUCAAACGGUGAAAGUGAAAUUCUUCCUUCGGUACACGGUUUCCAGCGUUCCAAUCCUUCGCACUUUCGCGCCCGUUCACCCUUUCAUGCAUUCCUGUCUCUUAUAAUACAUUAUUAUGCAUAUUCGAAUCUCAUAGAUCAGUUAUAAGGGGAUGAUGUGGGAAGGCUUGACGCAACUUUGUACUUUCCAUUUAAUAGAUAGUAAAGAAAUCUAUGUUACAAUGUAGGAUUCUUUUAGCAGAUAAGAUAAGUUAUUAUAAUUAGGCUGCGAAUUCUCAUAUGGAAUUAAAUAAUCAUUUCAAUCGUGUGUUAUUUAAAUUUUUCUACAUUCAAAUUUUGCACGAAUAUUUGUAAUUUAAUUAUGAUUGUUUCGCACAAAUUUAUCGAGCCCAAUCCUCUGAAGUUUCCCCUCCCUUUAAACACAAUUUUAUGCACAAUACUCGUUUAUAUUUCCACGAUUGAAUCCGGUUGAUACGAUAAAGUUUGAUCGAUGCUUGCUACCUUUAUGUUCGAAACGGUAGUAAAGAGGAAGUCAAAAUGUCGAAGAGAAGAGUUAAGUAUAAGCACGGUUGGACGCUGAUCGACGAAAAUAUCGAAAAUGUGGAACGCGUGAAACUCAAUCCCGAGAUGCAGCGAGAGCUGGGUUGUUUAGUUGGCGAGCACGUGUUUCUGGAAUAUCCGUGGGCAUACGUGGACCGAGACGUCAUCGCAAAAUUCGCUAAAUUCCCGGAUUCGUCGUUGGCGCCUUUUCGAGAAAUGAUCGAUAUUUACGAAGCUGACACGUUUCUCGUCGGUUAUUCCUCUACUCGAUUAGAUUCCGACGAUUUCGUGAUCUGCCUAACCGAAAAAGCGAAACGCCUUAUUCGGCAACGGAACAAGACCAUCACCGGUAUUAUCUCGCGCAAAGUUAUCGGCAGAGUAAUGAAAACUGCAAAAUCAUGGAAUUCGUUGGGCAGCGACAUAGAAGUGGAUGAAAAUCUCGUAAGGAAUAGAAGAGAAUUUUUCGAGAUAGAAAUCGUAUUUCCUGGAAAAAUGUUGAAUUCCUCUCGAACGUUAAGCAAUAGAGGUGCAAGCGAUUCCAGAGACAGUUAUAUACAAUUGAUAAACGAAGAGGACGAGAAGUUCGAAAUCAUCGAGAGAAAAUGCAUCAGUAAAGGUGUACAGACUUCUUUGCAACCUCGAGAAACGUUUGUUCAAACGUGUCCUACAUUUCCUAAAAAUGCUUGGACUCAAUAUGUCUACGAAGACAUUUUAGGGGAGACACCUGUUGAGGAGGAGAAGAAACAAGUAAACGAGGAAACGGAACAAAAUAAGGAUAAUCGAUCAGAAGUAAAAGAUAUCGACCAGAGUAACGAAGACUUGGAGGACGAGAAGCCUAAAGAGAAAACACCUUUGGAAUUAUUUUUGGAAACUCGUUCCCAAGAAAUGAUCGAUGCUGUUAAAUACAACGCAGCUGUUAAUUUGUACGUAGAUGAUAUCGAAAGUUUAUCCAAACGAGAAAGCAAAAUUUCAACGAUCGAGGUGGCUACGCUUUCCGAACAAGUGUCGUUUAUCGAUCUAAGUGUCACGGGCAACAGAGCAAUUUCGGAUGUUACUUUGCAUUCGAAAUUCAAAGAGCACGUGGCAAUCUCGUACAUCACGAUCUCGAAUCGAGCUUUAAAAACGGAAUGCUUAAGCGAGGGUGAAUUUCAGACGAGAGCGCUUGUCUGGAAAUUAAACGAUCCUCUUCGUCCCCAUCUUGUGCUUCAAGAUCACAGAGAAAUUUAUUCCGUUUCCUUUUGUCCAUACGACGAUGAUUACGUGAUAGGAGGUUGUUCCACCGGACAAGUGAUUAUUUGGAAUAUCAAAGAUUAUUUGAACAAUAUUUCUGAUAACAAAACUGUCAAAUUUAGAACUACGCAAAACAACUUGCCAAUUCUUCGGCCAACUGUUGUUUCUCACAAACAUCACUCUCAUCGCUUGCCUAUUCGAAAGAUUCGAUGGAUACCUGCCAAAUGCAGAAUAGAGCCAAAUGGAAACUUGACAAGAUCAUCUAACAUUUCUUCCAACAUGGAGUUUCUAACUGUUUCUGAAGAUGGCACGGCGAUCGUUUGGAACGUCUGUUUUCGUCUUGUCAAUCACGAUGGCGAAGACGAACCGCUUCACCCGAUUUUUCGUUUAAAAAUUCCUACUUUUGGCGAGAAUCCCUCGCAAUCCUUUACUCCUCUGUGUUUUUGUCUCGACGAACGAAAUGAAAAUUCAUCGGAUCGAAACGAGUCAAAGAGCAAAGAUUUUAGAAAAUAUCUAUGGAUCGGGUGUGCGGAGGGAUUGAUAAAGUGUAAGUGGGAAGAGCAAGCAUACGAGGAAAAUUUAACGGAUAUAGCGGAGUGUAACAUUUUAAAUUGCUCGUAUGUGCAUAAUGGUCCCGUUAUAGAGAUCGUACGAUCAUCGCAUGUUCGAGAUGUGCUCUUAUCGAUCGGUGGACAGGUGUUCGCCAUUUGGAACGACGAUCAUAUGGAUUCCCCUUUAUUUUGGAGAAGAACUUCCGCUCGAUACACGAGCUGUUGCUGGGCCAAUGAACCUGGUGUAUUUCUUCUCGGUAGCGAGGACGGCAAUCUUGAAAUGUGGAAUAUAAACAGUGAAUCGAACCAACCGAUAUUCACGCAGGUCGUGUCUCUGAAAUCGGUCACCUGUUUAAUCCUGUUACCCGUAUUUCGUAAUCCUGAAGAUGCAAAAAUGAUCGGCGUGGGUGACCAUGGCGGGUUGUUUCGUGCGUUCAAAGAGCCCGAAAUUUGUCGUGGUAAGAACGUGACAAGAAUGGAAAGAAUGGAUUGGUUCGAGGAAUACGCAUGGAGAGAAACGCGAAGGAAAAAACUUUUCGCCAGUUGGCAGAAUGAUUUUCUCGUUAACGAUCCGGUCAUAGUAGCGAGGAGAUCAGCCAGGCGUGACGAGGAGCGUGAAAAAAAGGCAGAAGAAGCGAGGGAAAAACUUCGACGAGAACAACAGACACGUUUGAGGCUCGAAGCCGAGAAAAGAGCGCGAAGUGCACCGGUUCCGAAAGACGUUGCAUGGAGGUCGAGGGAGUUCGAUAGAAUGAAACAAGUUCUCUUGGAUAAAAAAAGAAUCGUUCCUUCUGAGCUCGAGGCGAAAAGGACUCUUUUCGUUGCCACGAAAGCAGAAAGGGAUGCGAAGUUGGAAAAAGUUCGAAACAGAAUUGCUCGUAGGGACGAAUAUUUUCUUAAUGCGAUAUCCGUUGAAUUUCCCGCGCUUUCAAUCGAAUCGAAGACAGAAGGCUCGGAAUCCGAGAAAUUUACCCCGAUAGAACUUGGGAAAUCGAUCGACGAUUACGUUGAAAAAUUUAACGAAAUACGGCGUAAAGCUAAGGAAAUGUUGACAAAUAAUUUCGCUUCGUAAAUUCUCUCUCUCU
Molecule: messenger RNA, 7949 nt
Organism: Apis florea (little honeybee)
Lineage: Eukaryota; Metazoa; Arthropoda; Insecta; Hymenoptera; Apidae
Product: WD repeat-containing protein 63-like
Source: RefSeq, a predicted model, not a curated record